Leptopilina boulardi is the source of this 9761-nucleotide messenger RNA. RefSeq names its product latrophilin Cirl-like. Gene Ontology annotation, molecular function: carbohydrate binding; G protein-coupled receptor activity. Bases 1327 to 5358 code for a protein of 1343 amino acids. The record is from RefSeq and is a predicted model, not a curated record. Gene Ontology annotation, cellular component: membrane. Gene Ontology annotation, biological process: adenylate cyclase-activating G protein-coupled receptor signaling pathway; cell surface receptor signaling pathway. The transcript is spliced from 20 exons. Lineage: Eukaryota; Metazoa; Arthropoda; Insecta; Hymenoptera; Figitidae.
UUCAGUUCGUUCUCCGAGAACCGCGCUCGGGGUGAUUCGCUCUGAUUCAUUGUGUAUAUGUGAUUCGCAAAAUUAAAGCGAUUUCUAUUUGUAUAAAAAAACAUGAAGUGUCGUGCAUUUUAUUUUCAAAAUUAGUUUUUUUUUUGGAAAGUCUAAUUUACUGGUAAAGGAAAUAUUAAGGAAAUUCUUUCAAAAUCAACAAGAAGCAUUUUUUUUUUAAGGAUUCACAAAUCCAAUACAAGUGACAUUGAUGGAUAUCGCCUGGCAGACACUGUUGUUAAGACGUGAAAGUCUAAUCAGUAUUCUUAGUAUCAAUAAAUUGGAAGAUUUACAAGCGAAGGAAAUUUAAAUUUUAAUGCACUUUCAAGGUGUUUUAAUUCCUCUUGUAAAAUUGUAAAAUCGUUUAGCAAAAUAUUUGCGGAACAUUUAAUAAGAAUUUUGGAAAGCAGAUUUUGAAGAAGAAGCAGAUUUAGCUAUCUGUAACCUAGGGAGGUACUUGUAAUUUGAAUUAUAGUAUUAUCCAAAGGAAUGAUUUAUUCGAGGAUGAUGACAAUAGCUAAGGAGGAAUAUUGUGGAUGAAAAUGAUGUGUUGCAUGGAAUGUGUUGAUUGUCUAAGUAAGCAAUAAUGAGUGACCAAGUGUAGUGCUUCGGAAACAUGAUCGGUCACCACGAGUACAAGCAAGUACUUUGGUGUGUUGAGAGUGUUUCGAGGAUCCGUGUUAUUGUCGAUUGGCACUAAAACUACUUGGCAUCUGGUGAAACUACUCGUCAUCUGUGUGAAUAUCAACUCCUCGUCUGGUGAAUUUACUCCUCAUUCGUGAAACCCUUCUCUUCACUACACAUAUAGAUAUAGCAGUGAAGUUGUCUAUAUAUAUGUGCAAGUUACUCCCACUUGUAGAUAUAUAUGUAUCAGUGAACUUGCAGUACGUUUGGGAGAUCAUCAAGUGGCUCUUGUUGUUUUGAUGACCUCGGGCCACCUCUGAAGGUGUCAAGUGUGUUGAUGCAAAUUCAAUCUCAUCAUUCACAGUGCUAAACGCGUGCAUCUCUCAGUGAUUUUUAGUGUUGAAAAGUUUUGUGUCUUUUCAUCAUUACUUUGAUGAUUUUACAGUAAGUUUUUUUUUUUUGUCAUACUAUCUGGAACGCGCACGCCAAGCUGACAAGGAGAACGCGUCGUAAACUCGCGCGGCAAAACGCUUCUUCUUCACGACCCAAGGAAUCUCUUCUUUACCCACCCAAGAUUGCCUCACAGCAGAUUACCCGUGGGAAGUGAAGCAAGUGUACGGCAUCUGAAAACAUACACGCGUAGUUGGAGCUCGGAGCCUUGUCAUGGAGUGCCGAAAGGGUCGACGGAAAGGCAUUCUGAGUAGUUUGCUUUUCGUAUGGCUGUUGACCAGCGGUUGCACCGUCGCCGCACGAAGCAUGGGUAAGCCAGAGUCUCUUUAUGGUCGAGCGAGUCUGGGAAAUGCAGGACACCGGUUCAAGGCGGCUAACAGUAUGUAUCCCUUCAGCAACUCUGAAUAUUCACGGACGUUACUUUUUCGUCGUGAGAGGUACGACACAGCAUACGCUUGCGAGAGCAAAACACUGCGGAUAGAAUGCCAAGAGGGAGAUUUGAUACACCUCAUAAGGGCGAACUAUGGAAGGUUCUCCAUAACGAUAUGCAACGAACACGGGAACACUGAUUGGAGUGUCAAUUGCAUGUCGCAAAAAUCUUUUCGAGUCCUUUACAACAAGUGUAAUCAGCAGCAGAAUUGCAGUAUUGUGGCAUCGACCUCACAGUUUGGAGAUCCGUGUCCAAACACCUUAAAAUAUCUCGAGGCACAUUAUCAGUGCGUUUCUGCUUCUACGACUACAACUACGUCACGUCCUAGUCCACCAUGGCUGAUAACGUCCCAGCCCAGUGUUUGGAGUACAGUUAAGGCAACAGUCCGACCACCCUCGAGGAUUACAACACCAGCUGCUCAACAGCCUCCCCAACACUCAGUACCAUCCACUACCCCUUCAAUAACAACUCUACCGAGUCCUACGUCGACGAGACUCGGUAGUGAUGUAAAAGUCGACGAGAAUGAGGAUUUGGUUCGUCCUGUCAGCGAUUUUGAAUCAGUUGAAGUGCCUGUCGAACCGGAAACAACGCAGGCAACAACAACGUCAAUGUUUGUUUCAAUGCGAACUAGUCGUAGAACAACUGUGCCUAGUACACAGUAUCCAGAAUCGAGCUCGAAUGGCCAGUGGUAUGAUUAUGGUCGACAAUUAUGCUUGCCGAGAGAGGCCAGAAAUUUGAUUUGGAAUACCACACGUGCUGGUGACAUGGCGGUACAAAAUUGUCCUGGUGGUGCAAAUGGCUAUGCACGUUGGAAUUGCGUUGCCAGAGGUGAUUCAGCUGCAUCCUGGGAUCGUGACACUCCCGAUCUCAGCGAAUGUCGUUCAGUGUGGUUGACAUCAUUGGAGAAUAGAAUCGCCGAAGGUGAUGUGAUUCUUGGUAUUAGCCGUGAUUUAUCACAAGUGACAAACAAUAGUCAAAUGUUGUAUGGUGGUGAUAUGAAAAUAACAACCAAAAUCAUUCAAAAUAUGGCAAAAAAAUUAGCCGAAGAUAUUAAAACUUAUCAGGAUGCAAGCCAACGGGAAGUUAGUGUCACUGAAUUAUUACAAGGUGUCAUUAGAACGGGUAGUAAUCUUCUUGAUGAGGCACAAUUGGCAUCGUGGCGUGAUCUCAGUGAAAAUGAUCAAAUGGCAGUGGCAACAUCACUUUUCAUUGGUUUAGAAGAAAAUGCCUUUCUUCUUGCCGAGACACUUAGACACGAGAGGAAAAUAAUUCAGGAGGGCAAAAAUAUACUAAUGGAAGUUCGUGUACUGGAGACGCGCAAUAUCAAUAACAAUGUGGAAGUAUUUCCUUCGAAAUCGACUCAACAAAAAUGGAACGCCUCGAUACAACUGCCAAGGCGAGCUCUUAUUGAGAACAGUGAGGGUGGAAUUGUACGACUUGUUUUCAUGGCAUUCGAUAGACUCGAAGAAAUUUUACAAACUGUUGAAAAAGUACCAACAGUUGUUAUGAGCGACGAUCAAAUUUUAGUAAAACCAAAAGAAAAUAGAACGAGAAUUUUAAAUAGUAAAGUCAUUUCAGCAUCACUUGGCAAGGGACGACAUAUUGAAUUAUCAGAAUCAGUGAAAAUUUAUUUUCGACAUUUGACAGUCGCUGAUAAUAUUUCUAAUCCAACAUGUGUCUUCUGGGAUUAUACCGUCAAUGCCUGGUCGAAUGAAGGUUGCAAUGUUUUGGAUACAAAUACAACACACACUGUUUGUACUUGUAGACAUUUGACAAAUUUUGCAAUUUUAAUGGAUGUACACGCAGUUAAAUUGACUCAUGAUCAAGAUCGUGCUCUACAAAUAAUGACAUACAUUGGAUGUACAAUUUCAGUUGUGUGUCUUUUCCUGGCAAUUCUUACAUUUCAACUGUUUCGUGGAUUAAAGUCUGAUAGAACGACCAUUCACAAGAAUCUCUGCGUCUGUUUACUCGUCGCUGAGAUUCUUUUCGUCUGUGGAAUCGGACAAACGGAUCAGAGAAUUCUCUGCGGUAUUGUUGCAGGACUAUUGCAUUUCUUUUUCUUGUGCGCCUUUGCUUGGAUGUUCCUCGAAGGCUUUCAGUUGUACGUGAUGUUAAUCGAAGUUUUUGAAGCUGAAAAAUCGCGACUUCGAUGGUACUAUCUUGUAGCUUACGGCCUGCCAUUAGUUAUAGUUGCCGUCUCUUGCAUAAUCGAUCCUCUUAGCUACGGUACUGAACAACACUGUUGGCUCAGAACGGAUAACUAUUUCAUCUUUAGUUUUGUCGGACCUGUGAUCCUCGUUAUUCUGGCAAAUUUGGUAUUUCUUUCAAUGGCAAUUUAUAUGAUGUGUCGACACGCGAACACCACUGUUUCUAUGAAGAGUAAAGAACAUUCUCGCCUCGCCAGUGCAAGUGGAAAGGAGGAGAAUGCUCUUCCCAACAAAUUGCAAGCGCACUUGGCCUGGCUACGAGGAGCAGUUGUCUUGGUGUUCCUUUUAGGACUCACCUGGACUUUCGGACUACUUUAUCUCAAUCAAAGUACCAUUGUGAUGGCGUACAUCUUCACUAUUCUUAAUAGCCUUCAAGGAUUGUUUAUCUUCUUAUUCCACUGUGUACAGAAUGAAAAAGUGAAGAAGGAAUAUCGAAAAUUCAUCAGAAGACAUUCCUGGUUACCAAAGUGUUUGAGGUGUUCGAAAACAGUCACCGGAAGUUCGGGUGGAUCUUCAGGCACAAGUGGAGUUGGCGCUGGUGCAAAUGGUGGCAAGGAUUUUGGUUCUCAUAAUACAUCAUCAAAUCCAUCAGCACCAACGACGGAUAGUUCGGGAUUGUCGCCGCACGCGGCUUCCAAUUACUUGGUGUCCGGACGAGGUUGGCCAAAUGCUGAUAGGCAAGCAGCAGUCACAGUGCCACACGAAAGUUCUACUUCAGAGAAUCAUAUUGUGGCGACGCUGCCCCACGCCCGUAACGCCUUCUUUCCUUCAGCUCCCAAUAUCCCCAAAUCUGCCACUGCCACCUGGGGACCCCUUAACAAAAACCUCAUGUGGAAGAACAUUUCUUUUAAAUCAUACUCCCGUGACUCUGGACAUGGAGGAUCGGAACAAGAGGAAUCGCCACGUACUCAUGGCUCGAUGACCUUACAGGGCUACUCAGGAAGAACGCGGGAACGACGAACGGGAAAUGGUGGUGUUGAUGAUCUUGUUGGCUCAAGGACAACUGGAAGAAGAGCAGCAUCUCCGUAUAAUCAUACAUAUACGGAAAUUCGCGAUGGACGCGCCGGUGGCGGUCAUCAUCAGUUACACGGUCAUCAUCAUCAUGGUCAACAUAUGCUGUUGGCAAGAGGACUUGUGGGCGAGGAUGAUCCGGUCUAUGAGGAAAUUGAACGUGGAGGUGAAAUUCAAGUGUCAGACAUGUCAGAUGAGGAUGGCAGACGACAAAGUGAUAUGAGUAGACAAUCAUCACGUAGCUAUGGCGAUCAUAGGCCAUUGAUUCCAUAUUCGCCGGCUAAUGAUCGUAAUAAUUUAAAUCAUUAUGGACAAACGCAAGGUGAUCGUAAUAAUAUUGCUCAUUAUGAUCCAUCUGAAUAUAGUCCAGCUCAAGAGAGAUCGUUAAAUGCAUGUUGGGAGAAAAUACGAAGACAACAAGCCAGGUAUGAAUUAGGUGAAUUGCCACGAUUACCUGGAACUUAUGGAAUUUCACCACAAGAUCAUACGAGGACAGUUGCUGUUCUCGAUGGGCACACUGUCGUCUGUCAUUUACAACCACAAACUGACAUGUACACAGGACGCGGAAUUCCCCCACCAUCCUACAGCGAAUGUUAGGGAAAUCGUCAUUAAAAGAAAAACGAAAUAAAAAAAAAUUUGCCAGAAAGAAAGAGCUGAAGAAAAUCGCCCGCAGUUUCGUCUUGAUAACGAGUCCCUUGUUAAAAUUCUUCAACUACUACUACUAUUACUACUACUACCACUAUUACUACCAUUUAAUAAAAAGCUUUUUUUUAUAAUUCUUGUAAAUUUCAAUAAUCUCGUUUAAAAAUUCAAAAUAAUUGAAGCGAGAUAAUAUUUGAAAAAUAAAAAAACUUGUAGUAUUUUUGAGGAAUUUUCCUAAGGAGUUUUGUUGCUUAAGUAGACGAAGAGUAGCUCAAGUUUGGUUAAAAAAAAAAAAUUGCGAUACCUAUAGACGAUUUUGCCGAGAAUCUUAGCCAUAUUAUGACCAUAGGAGGGAGAGAUAGGCGUUUAUAUUUUCGCGGGUCGAAAUGAGGUAUUACGCCGACUGAUUUGCCAUCGUCCAAUAUUUUUCUUUCUCUUUGUUGAAAACAUUUCAAUAAUUUUUUUUCUUUUUUUUUUAAUAUCUUCGACAAUUUUUCGGUGAGUCUAACAAAUAUUGUUCUGUACAAAGAAAAGUCUAAUUUUUCAACUCACCAAAAAUGAAACAAAAAAUUUUGAAAAAUAUACACGGAGGAAAAUAGCAUUUGAAACUACUUUUUUUAAGCUUUUUUAAAAUUACACGAUAGUUUGGUAAAUUUUACCUUUUAUAGCAAACAUUAUAUUUACUGUACUAUCAUGUAAUUUUAACAAUAGCUUCAUAAAAAUUACAAAAAUGUUUCGUAAUUCACUUUUUCUCUCGUGUAGUUACACAAAUAAAAACAACACACUGUAUAGACUAAAAGAAUAAGUGAACCUUUAAACAAAACAACUCAGAAUUUUUACAUUUUUCUUUAAAUGAAAUUAUUUUUAUAAAAAAAGUCAUGGAUGAAAAAAAAUUACUAUUGUGUUUUCAACAACAAGAAAACUAAAAACAGUUGCAAAAAAAAUCAAUUUUUGAAGGAAAAAUUCUUUAUUUUGAGUCAAAAUUAAUUAAGAACAAAACAUAAAAUUAAUAUAAAAUUUAAAUAUAGAAAUCAAAUUUUAAUAAAAUGAAAAAAUGUUUUGUGAAUAAAAAAAUAAAUUUAAUAAGAAAAAAUUCUUUUCCUUCAAUAAUGAAAAAAAAAAAUUGUCUUAUCUGGACGAGGGCAUUUUGCGUGUGAUAAGUGUGCGUAAUGUUACUCGGAACAUUUUUUUUUGUUUGUUUUUUUUUUUAUUUUGCGAAAACGAUUUGUAUGUAUACUUGGGAACGAAUGAGUGUAUCUGUGAUUAAGUAUAUAUAUAUAUCGAGUCCUGUAUCAUAACUAGCGGACCUCCUUUUUCUCUCGAGUAUAAGAUACAUGCGCAUGUAUCUUGAUCGAAGAAACCGAUUGAAACGUGUGCAUUAGGAAUUGAUCGCAUUCAAAAUUCACGAAAUUCUUAUCGUGAAAUAUCAUUAACUUAUAAGAUUGCCAGUCGCACGCAAAAAAAAAAAAAAAAAAAAAUCUUCAUCUUUCUUUUAUUUCCGAGGCGAAUUUUUCGGAGGAGAUGAAUGAAUUUUUAAAGCAGUGCGCCGUACAAUCGUUUUUUCAAAAAAAGAAAAAAAAAAAAAAACUGUGACUGUAUAAAACACGAUCCAUUGACAUUGUCCUAUAGCUCAAUAAGGAUUGUCAAUCGGAUCUUGUUUUCUUUUUUUCUUAGUUUAUGAUAUGCCGUUUUAAAGAGUUUAGUCAAAUUGCGCUAUUUUGAAUUCGAAAUUUUUGUUCUUCUAUAAAAGAGAAGUUUACUUUUAAUUUAAGUUUUUGUUUUACAAAAAAAAAAGUUACUUUUUAAAAUAAUUUUAUCCUUCUUCAGAAUAAUAAUUUGUAUUUUUAAAAAAUAAUUUCGUUCAAAAAUAACGGAAAUUGACUUUUUUCGAAACUCAUUUUCAAUAAUGCCGCGAUGUUUUCAAUCGAUAAAAAAAAUAUGAACAAAAAACACGUAGACGGAUUUAGUGUGAAAAUGUAAGAACUUUUGUAUAAAUUGUACUUCUUUUAUUUAUUGACGCUAAAAUUAUAAUAUUUCUUUUUAUUAUCUUACUUUUUGCACAAGAAUUCUUAAAAAUUGUCUACGUGAUAUGUUAAAGGAUAAUUCAGAUGUUAUUAAAUCUGAUUAUUGUAAAAUAAUAUUAAAUUAACAAUUAGAUAAAUUAUUAGUUUUUUAAUUUAUUUUUUUUUCUCAAUUAUAUAUGAAAUUUUUUGUAUACGAUUUUCAAACACUCCCUGAUUGUGUGAUAUAUAUAUAUAUUUUAUUUAAUUAAAAUUUUUCAUUAUAAUUUGAUGAUAAAAAUUAGAGACAAACACGAUUUUUUCUUUAUCGAUUGAAACACGUCCGCAUAACGUUUCUUUGUAUAUUUCUUUUUUUUCCCCAUUGGAAUGUUAUGUUUUGGUCCCAGAAUGUUAUUUUUAUAAAUAAAUAUAUAUGUAUGUAUAUGUAUGUAAACCGUGUACUAAUGACGCAAGCGUGCGUGUGAGGAGGAUGUAAGAAUAAGCGAUUUUCCAAGCGUUGAGGAAAUGGCAAAACAUAGUCACUGUUUUUUACUAAUUUUUAAAAAAUGUAUCUAUAUUUAUUUUUUUAACACUCCUUAAAAAAAAACGUUUUUAAUAUGUAUAAAUUAUGAAAAAAAAUGCUCGUUGUACGCAUCGCUCGAGAACAUCUAUGAACACAAGAAUUUUCUUUUUGAAAAAAAAUUUCUCGGAAAUAAUAAUUCUAUAAUAUUCUCGAGAUUCAUUAUCGAUGCUUUGAUUUAAUUUCCAAAAUUAAUCAAUUUAUCCACCAAAACUUUGCUCUGAUAUAUGAUAUUAAAAUAACUGCAUUUAGACGUACAACUGUGUUAAAUGUUAAGUGUUCCCAAAAAAAAAAGUGUUUUCGCACUGAAAUAUAAGCACCUAUCGCAGCAUUGUGAAAGACAAUUUAUAUUAUUAUAUAAAUCAGACUUAAAAUCAAUAUAAAAAAAAACAAACAUCUCUUUUGUAAAAUAACCUUUCUACUUUGUUGUCUGUAAAAUAAUUUUCUAAAUUCUUUUUGUAAAAUAACUAACAAAAUUUCUUUUGUAAGAUAACUUUCUAAAAAAAAAAAUUUAUUUCUAAUUUUUUUUUUUUUCUGUAAAAUUGUAAAACUUUUUGUAAAAAAUAUAGGUUUUUUUAAAUUUCUAGAUUAGGUAGAAUUUUCUUGUCAAAACUUUUUGUUUUGCAAUAAAGACAAUUUUCAAAAGAGAAUUUUUUUUCUAUUUUGAAAAGAUGUAAUUUAAAAGACAAAAUAAUGACAACUAUUAAAAAAAAAAAUAAGAUUCAUAGAAUGAUCUUUCUGUGCAUAUAUAGGGAACCAAUUAUUAUGCCGAUUGCGUUGCAAAUUAUAAUUUAAUGUAUCGCGUUAUUGUCGAAGUGUUUCUUCGAGCUCUGUAAAUAUUGUACAUAAUGGUUGAAUACUUGUAAUGUAAGUAUGAAUGGUGAAUAAAACAAAAAAAGUUAACGUAACAAUUGACGCGUAUAAUUAAUUUAAGUACCGAAAAUGUAAUUGGUAUAUGUAAAUAAUUAAGCCAUGAGGUAAAAAUACUAAAAAAAAAAAAAAAAGUCCCAAAUAAUCAUUGGAUAUUUAUAUAAUAAAAAAUGAUUCCAACUAUAGAGUAGGAGGCGACGGCGAAAGAAAAUUUUUUUUGUUCACCAAAAUGCUGCCGAAAACGUCAUUUUUUUAAAAUCGAUAUGCGCCGCAUUAAAUCCAGAGAGACAAAUGUACAAUGAUACUGUUUUCCUUUUUUUCAAAAAUAAAAAUUCACCGUUAACUUUUCAUUUUAUUUUAUAAAUGAGUCCUCCAAAAAAAAAGAAUUAAAUGGUAGAAAGUAUGUGAGCGUCAAAUGUGAAUCCUUUUGAAAAUGAAAAGUUAACGGUAAUUUUUUUUUUUCGAAAAUACAACACAAUGCUCUUUUUAUAAAGCUAAUAUUCUAUUUCCGCUCGAGAAUGCAAAACAAAAAAGCAAUUGUUGUUGUUAUUAUUAUUCAUUUCUUGUUAGUUAAUUUUUCUUUCUCUUGUUGACUCCUAAUUUCUUUCUCUCAAGUCAAUUGUUUUCGUUUCUUUUUUCGUUUAUUAUUGUCAAUUCUUUUUUUUAAGAGCAAACUUUAUUUAAAACUUGUAACUUUGAACAAGUGGAACUCUGGAUUUGUUGAGUUACUUUUUUUUUUGUUUCAUUUAUCUACUUGCACCAAUGAAAAGAAACGAUGCAAGAAUUGUAAAAAAAAAAAAUUUCAGACUUGUAAUAAUCUUGUUUAUUCAUUUUAUAUGCUUCUCUAAGACUGUCUGAAACAAAAACAGAAUAAAUAUAUGUGUACCAAUCUCUGAAGAAUCACUGCA